Racocetra fulgida is the source of this 1387-nucleotide messenger RNA. NCBI's taxonomy places the organism in Eukaryota, Fungi, Glomeromycota, Glomeromycetes, Diversisporales, Gigasporaceae. The record is from the annotation of a GenBank genome assembly.
UACCUUUAGCGCAAUGACACACGGUUCUGGUCCUUUAGCUAUCGGUGAGCUUAUCGGUGCCGCAAACUUUAUAGCGUCUGUAGUCGCUGGUUCCAUGGCAGUUAUAAAACCGUUUCGUGUUAAAAAAGCUCCAUUCCUCCGAGACGUGCUUUUUUUUUCUACAGCGAUUGCAUUUACUCUUGCUAUUAUUUGGGAUGGGUACAUUUAUUUGUGGGAAUGCAUAGUUUUAGUAUUACUCUAUGUUAUCUAUGUUACCGUAGUGGUUUUAGGAAACUGGAUGCAAAAAAAAAGACGAUUGUUGGAACAAAAGAAUAGGGAGGAAUUUGCUCAAUCUAUAACAGGAAAUGAAGUCAUUAAAGCGCCUGAAGAGUUUGGUAAAAACGCCUACGGUUAUGAUUCUUACGAUGAGACGGAUCUUUUAUUACCAGAAGGUGAACGCGGCCUUGAAUAUUCGAAUCAAACAAUUCAACCAAUGUCAAUGACACCUUUGUUACCGUAUGAUGAUUUCGAAAGUUAUUCGCAAAAUUUAUUUCUACCCACAAAUGAUAUAGACCAAUCUAGGCAUCACCAGCAUGGUGGUUCUACAAGGCCUAUGACAAUUAAUCCGUGGACCAGUGUUGAAGGAACUUCGGAUUUAGCGCGAAAUAACUCUUCUACACAUCUCGCUCCAAGCACAUUAAGUGUGCCUAGUACGCCAAAGUUCUUGGCGAUUCCACGAAUCCGAAUCCCUCAAAGGAGGUCAUCAUCUCUAUCACCACCACCCCAAAUAUUUUCUUCACCGUUAAAUAUUUCCCCAUUAAAUAUUUCCCCUUCACACGAAGCUUUCCAAAUACCAUCUCCAUCAGCAGAAACUGAUCAACAUCUUUCACCCGAUAUAUCAAUACAUUCGUCACCUAUGCAUUCUCCUAUAGUCACAACGGCAUCAUCUCCAUUGUUAAUGCCAUUACAGACAUCACCACCAAUAACUAUUUGGAAAAAAUUACAAUUUACUCUUUUUCCAUCCCUUACAGGUUUCUUUGAAAAGUCAUUCGUUGCAAAACUCACCGCUUUGAUGGCUCUUCCAACGAUACUUGUACUUAAACUUACACUUCCUGUUGUGGAAGUUGAUGAUAUACCCUUACAAGAAGAACAAAAAAAUAGUCAAUUACGACAUCUUGACACUCCUUCCAUUGUUGUCAAUGAUGAUCAUGAUUUGGCUAUAAUUGAUGAACCUGAGAACAAUGAUGAUGAACCUCCAAAGUUUUAUCCAGCACUAAGCUUUAUGGGAUUUGGUGUCGCAAUUGUUUGGAUUUAUCUCUUAGCUAACGAAGUUGUUGGCUUAUUGCAGGUGAGUUGUACAGUGCGGGAAACCAACAAUUUAUUAAAGGUAUUGCGAAGAUCAGUAUGA